Messenger RNA from Sturnus vulgaris (Common starling), 1971 nucleotides. It is a transcript of the gene LRRC4, whose product is annotated as leucine rich repeat containing 4. The record is from RefSeq and is a predicted model, not a curated record. Gene Ontology annotation, cellular component: postsynaptic density membrane; plasma membrane; glutamatergic synapse. Gene Ontology annotation, biological process: modulation of chemical synaptic transmission; excitatory synapse assembly; postsynaptic density protein 95 clustering. NCBI's taxonomy places the organism in Eukaryota, Metazoa, Chordata, Aves, Passeriformes, Sturnidae. Gene Ontology annotation, molecular function: protein binding.
AUGAAGCUCUUGUGGCAGGUAACUGUGCACCACCUCCGCCGCCACCGCCGCCACCGCCGCACCUGGCCGGGGCUCCUGGCCGCCUCCCUGACCCUGCACGCCUGGCUACUGGCCGCGGCCGCCGCCUCGCCCGGCCCCCAGAGCUGCCCCUCCGUGUGCUCCUGCAGUAACCAGUUCAGCAAGGUGGUGUGCACCCGGCGCGGCCUGGCCGAGGUGCCCCCCGGCAUCCCCUCCAACACCCGCUAUCUCAACCUCAUGGAGAACAACAUCCAGAUGAUCCAGGCGGACACGUUCCGCCACCUGCACCACCUGGAGGUGCUGCAGCUGGGCAGGAACGCCAUCCGGCAGAUCGAGGUGGGCGCCUUCAACGGCCUGGCCAGCCUCAACACCCUGGAGCUCUUCGACAACUGGCUGACGGUGAUCCCCAGCGGCGCCUUCGAGUACCUGUCCAAGCUGCGGGAGCUGUGGCUGCGCAACAACCCCAUCGAGAGCAUCCCCAGCUACGCCUUCAACCGCGUGCCCUCCCUCAUGCGCCUCGACCUGGGCGAGCUCAAGAAGCUCGAGUACAUCUCCGAGGGCGCCUUCGAGGGCUUGUACAACCUCAAGUACCUCAACCUGGGGAUGUGCAACAUUAAGGACAUGCCCAACCUGACGCCCUUGGUGGGCCUGGAGGAGCUGGAGAUGUCGGGCAACAACUUCCCCGAGAUCAAACCGGGCUCCUUCCACGGGCUCAAAUCCCUCAAAAAGCUCUGGAUUAUGAACUCGCAGAUCAACCUGAUCGAGCGCAACGCCUUCGACGACCUGACGGCGCUGGUGGAGCUCAACCUGGCCCACAACAACCUGUCGUCCCUGCCCCACGACCUGUUCGCCCCGCUGCGCUACCUGGUGGAGCUGCACCUGCACCACAACCCCUGGGACUGCGACUGCGACAUCCUCUGGCUGUCGUGGUGGCUGCGGGAGUACAUCCCCACCAACUCCACCUGCUGCGGCCGCUGCCACGCCCCGCUGCACAUGCGGGGCCGCUUCCUGGUGGAGGUGGACCAGACCUCCUUCCAGUGCUCGGCGCCCUUCAUCAUGGACGCGCCCGCGGACCUCAACAUCUCGGAGGGGCGCGUGGCCGAGCUGCGCUGCCGCACGCCCUCCAUGUCCUCGGUGCGGUGGCUGCUGCCCAACGGGACCGUGCUGAGCCACGCCUCGAGCCACCCGCGCCUGGCCGUGCUCAACGACGGCACGCUCAACUUCUCGCACGUGCUGCUGAGCGACACCGGCCUCUACACCUGCAUGGUGACCAACGUGGCCGGCAACUCCAACGCCUCGGCCUUCCUCAACGUCAGCACGGCCGAGCUCAACACCUCCAACUACAGCUUCUUCACCACCGUCACGGUGGAGACCACCGAGAUCUCCCCCGAGGACGUGUCCCCCAAGUUCACCAAGCCCGUGCCCACCACCUCGACGGGCUACCAGCCGGCCUACACCACCACCACCACCGUGCUGGUGCAGACCACGCGCCCGCCCAAGCAGGUGGCCGUGCCCACGGCCGACGCCGGCGACAAGCUGCAGACCAGCCUGGACGAGGUGAUGAAGACCACCAAGAUCAUCAUCGGCUGCUUCGUGGCCGUGACGCUGCUGGCCGCCGCCAUGCUCAUCGUCUUCUACAAGCUCCGCAAGCGCCACCAGCAGCGCAGCACCGUCACGGCCGCGCGCACCGUGGAGAUCAUCCAGGUGGACGAGGACAUCGCGCCCGCCGCCGCCGCCGCCACGCCCGCCCCGGCCGCGGGGGCCGGCGAAGGGGCCGUGGUGCUGCCCAACAUCCACGAGCACCUCAACUACAACACCUACAAGGCCGGGCACGGCGCCCACUGGACAGAGAACGCGCUGGGCAACUCCCUGCACCCCCCCGGGACCACCCUGGCCGACCCCUAUUUAAUCCAGACCCACCCCAAGGAGAAAGUUCAGGAAACACAGAUAUGA